Messenger RNA from Rhea pennata, 705 nucleotides. It is a transcript of the gene SELENOH, whose product is annotated as selenoprotein H. The transcript has 5 exons. The record is from RefSeq and is a predicted model, not a curated record. Lineage: Eukaryota; Metazoa; Chordata; Aves; Rheiformes; Rheidae. Gene Ontology annotation, cellular component: Golgi apparatus.
CCGUGUCCCCAUCGCCCCCUUGACGGAGGAGGGACCACUCCUGGCCGCUCUGCAGAGGGGGGUCGCUGCAGCUGCCCACGUCCCAGAUGGCGCCCCGUGGGAAGAAGCGCGGUGCCCAGAAGCCAGCCGAGGCCAGGGAGGAUGCAGAUGCACCGCAAAAGCGGGCCCGGGGCAGCCCCGGGGGCGCCGGCCCCCGUGUGGUCAUCGAGCACUGUAAGAGCUGACGCGUGUUUGGGCGCAACGCGGCGGCGGUGAGCGAGGCCCUGCGUGGGGCCAUGGCCCACCUGGCUGUGGAGAUCAACCCGGCACCACCGCGCAGGAACAGCUUUGAGGUGUCCCUGGUGAAGGAGGAUGGCAGCACUGUCGAACUUUGGAGCGGCAUCCGCAAGGGGCCGCCCCGCAAGCUUAAGUUCCCCGAGCCUGCCACCAUCGUAGAGGCCCUGAAGAGCAGCCUGGCCUAGAGACAGCGGCACAGCGAGCCAGGCCAGGAUUCGGGACCUACAGGACCAGAGCAUCCAUGAGGAGGCGUGAUGAAGUGGGGGGCACCAGCCAGCCCCAGUCUCGUCUCUGAUGCCGCAGCUCCCCCUGUGGGUACCGGGUGCUGGCACCCUUCGGUUCUGCUUGCCCACGCUUUCCCUCACCCACACAGCCCCUACCCUCGUGGUUGUCACGACUCCAGUUUUGCAAUAAAGCUGUGCAACCCCA